GAGCACGACAGUGAUGCCGGUCCAAACCCAAACAAUCUUGGGGUGGGCGCAUCCGAUCCCACGAUCGUCGUCGCCCCUAAAUCAACACAACAAUCUUGGGCACGAGCUGGCUCCCUCAACCUUCCAUUCUCUCACGUGCUGACUGAGUUCUUCUGUUCGUCGUCGCCCCUAAAUCAACACAACAGUUCUUCUGUUCUAGUUCAACCUUAAUGACAAGUGGACAAUCCGCCUAGUGGAGAAUGAAAUAUUUGAUAUAGAACUUUCAGAAAAACGUACAAUUGUAACAAGUGUGAGCCAAAAAUAUGAUGUAUUGUACACCCAAAUCCUUGUCGUCUCCAUACAAGCUCAUAACUCGAGUUUUGCAGGUGUCUAGUGGCUGUGGAAGUGCUAGACAUUCUAUAAGAGGGAAGAAAAGUAGAUAUCGACAGCCAUUAGAUCCUCAACAUGCAGAAGAAUUACCAGAGUUUGAAUAUGUUGGUGUACACUCUAGACCGGAUACAUUGAUUUACACAUGGGGAGUUGCAGAUCAUGGAGCCUUGGGGCGUGCUUCCCUUGUACGUCCAGAACAUAAAAAAAAGCAGCAUCACCUACACUAUCUUCACCAUCCACAUAGGCUCGAAUUUGGAGAAUAUUUUAAGGUUAUCGAUGUAGCAUGUGGUUACGGCUUCACCCUGUUUGCUGUUGAUGCAAAGUCUGGAGCAUCAUGUUUUGGUACAGGACUUAAUACCGAGUCCCAAAUUGGACGCCAUGAACCAAGAAAAGAUCAUCCUUUAGGAAUAUUAAUUAGUCCUGCACCCAUUGAUGUUCCAUUGAGCAAUAAUUCAAAAAUUGUUAAGGUAUCUUCAGGAAGAGCGCAUUCUGUGAUGGUGACAGAUCGAGAAGGUGUCUGGACUGUAGGAAGUAAUGGUUAUGGGCAGUGUGGUAGACCUAUUAUACCAAAUGAAGAUUAUGGCAAACAAGCUGUUUAUCAUAGAAUCCGAGCUCUUGAUGGCGUCAAAGUGUGCCAGGUUGAAUGUGGACAAGAUACUAGCUUUUUUCUGAGUGAAGAAGGUGUGGUGUAUUCUUGUGGCUGGGGAGCUGAUGGCCAGACAGGUAGAGGACACUAUAAUAAUGAGCCUAAUGUUGGCCCAGUGAUGGGAGAUGUUGUUGGAGAAAAGAUUGUCAAAAUAUCAUGUAGAGCUGACUGUGCUCUAGCAUUAAGCGAUAAAGGUGAAGUGUUUGGUUGGGGCAAUUCAGAAUACCACCAGCUAAAUUCGGUGACAGAUGAAAUGCAAAUUCAUACAGCAAAGAAGCUUCAGUUUCCAGAUAUAAGGAAAGUAGUGGACGUGGCAUCUGCAGGAACUAUGUGCAUGUUUAUUAAUGAAGAUGGACAAGUGUAUAGUUGGGGUUUUGGCCCUCUUGGCAAAGGACCAAAAGUAUCAUAUUCCAAGACUCCUACUCCAAUUCCUUUAAGCUUGUUUGGACACAAUGAAAUUACACCUGAUGCUAAGGUGGUGAGCAUAAAUUGUGGAAUCAACCACUUUGCAGCAGUAAACAACCAUGGCUCUUUAUUCACCUGGGGCAAGAAUCCUGGAGGCUGCUUGGGUCUUGGCCACAUAAAGGACCAUUAUUUUCCAUUAAGGGUUUCCAUUGGUGGAGAAGUUGUGAAAGUUAGAUGUGGUGUUGAUCACACUGUCGCCUUGGUCAAGGAACUCAUCUAAGGACAAAUUAACUUAAUAAAACUUAAUUUUUCCUGUCAUUCAAAAUAAUUAUAAGCAGAUCUUAAUUGCUAUCAAUAACCAUCAUUAUCUUGUGCACCAAAUAAAUAUUUGGAAAUGUCUAGUGCAAAAGAUGAUAAACCACCAGAUUGAGGAGAGCAUACCAAGAUGGCUUAGGAGGAUGUUGAUCUCAUGAGUGGUGAGGGAAGUGUAUUCGAGUGAAUAUGAGAGAAGGAAGAGAGAAAGGCCAAGGUGAUGAUGGAAAGAGAUGGUGAGUAAAGAAGCAAGAAUUUCAUAUGAACAUGCCACUAGAUAUGGUAAGGGACAAGGCUGUGUGGAAGAAGUUUGUAGAGAAGGAGUUGAUAUGAUUGUUUAUACUGUCUUAUGACAAUUGAUGAGGAACAUUGUUCACUUGGCUCAUGCUUUCUUCUUGUGAUCCCAAGAGAUGUGAAUACAUUUAGGGAGAGGUCACGCAAAAUAUGUGGCAAGCAGAAGAAGUAUGAAAAAGUUGUUUAUUUGAGGUCAGAGAUGAGACACAAAACACUUAUCAAAUCCUUGAAACUCUGCAUUUUAUGAAUGUAGCAGCUACAUCCUCAUAUGUAGUGCUACCAUUCCAACGCUUCCUAGGACUGAGGUGCUUCUCCUCGACCAAUCGGCAAGCAGUGAUCAGCAACUGGCAUGUAUAUAAGGCUGAGUCCAGCCUAGCAGAGUAUCACCACAGAUCCAUCGCAUUUCAGCCUAGAGUAACAUCUCUGCUCACCUGUCUUGACCUUGCCAUAAGACGGGACACCACGAGCGUAGCUCUCAUCCUGUAACUACACUUAGGUAAUUACACAGCUCUGAUAUCUUAUGUCUGUGUAAGCGAUGUAGAGAAUCUUGGGCUCGUGAAGCUAAAUAUUCUCUAAGUAAAUGUUAUUCUUCCGAAACUGGAAUAAAAUGAUUGGCGAGUCAGGUGCCUUUGAUAUCGCUCGACUUAUAUCCCUAUAUUGGCAUAGUUCCUUUUGAAUAUCUAAAGUGCUGUGUUCUGUUCCUGGCUUGGUGCCUUUGAUAAUUUCUAACCCUCUGAUGGAUGGAGUGGGACUGGUAAAUUCCUGUCAGGUAGUCAAGAUUACCUACAGGCAUACCUUGUCCCCGUACAGGCAACUUUGUUACUCUUACCGAUUAUUUGUAUACUCUAGUAUAAAUUGUGCCGACAAAUUCGGCGGUUCCAUGUGUUUAAACCUUAUUGGGUGAAGUCACUUGCCUCCCUUUUAUGCAUUACAGUGGACCUUUAAUUCCAUGUAAAAUAUUGAAGGUGGAGGACAAGUAAUUAUCAAAAGGCACCAAACCGGGAAGGCUAUUUAGCAAGGUGGAGGACAACAUCAGACCUGUGUAUCAAAAUUACGAUCUUUAUCAACUUAUUUGUAUUUUUUUAUAUAAUCUUUCCCAUUCUUUGAUAUAGAAGUUCAGAUGGAUAGACCAGUAAAUGACAAUAGGAAUAGUUUAAAUAAUCACUAAAGAUUUCUUACAUUUCCUUGUCCUACCGCCUCGUAUUUAUCUAAAGGAGAAAAUACAAUGACUUCAGGUCCUUUGUGGCAAGUUGUGUAGAUACGAUGCAUUAAGAGGAGACCUGCUAAGGUAUUCAAAAAGCCUAGCUAGUUUAAAAUUUUAAUAUUUUUCACAACUUCACAAUUUGGGAGGCCAUUAUCUAGAGAAAAAAUAUCAGAGGCUGGUCUCAGACGAGAGACUUUACGUGGUGACAGGCAAUGUCGUGCCUGUUUAUGCCGUCUUUAUAGAUGUUCUUCAGCACCGAGACUGUCCGUCGCCUUCCCUGCUUUCUGGCUGUGGUCACCGCGCCUGGGGACGGGAAGAAUGUUAUCAGAAUUAUAUUAAAAUAAAAAUAAAGUCUUACAAGAUUAACUUUCAGACCUCUUUACUCCCGUUGAAAACCUUAAGAGUAACCUGCACUCAAGACAAUCUACCCAAUUGAGCUGUUUGACAUUAAUAAAUUAAAAAUAAAACAAGCCAUACUGACCCUCUAGUGAAGUACCAGUUGGUGUAGAACAGUGUACACGGAUGACUACCUCCAGGUCGUUGUCCACAUGAACUGGAUCCCACCUAGAAAAAUAUUUAUAAUUUUAGAAAAAUUCUUGGCUAUUUAGUAAGUCUCAGUCCAGCAGGAUGACCAUAUAUACAUAUAUAAUGUAAUACAAGUUUAAUGUACAUGUAUUUCAAUAACUUAAGACACUAACAAGUAAACUCACCUUUGGCGA
This is a messenger RNA of Procambarus clarkii (red swamp crayfish), 3949 nucleotides long. Its product is annotated as RCC1-like G exchanging factor-like protein. Gene Ontology annotation, molecular function: guanyl-nucleotide exchange factor activity; rRNA binding. Gene Ontology annotation, cellular component: mitochondrial inner membrane. Gene Ontology annotation, biological process: positive regulation of mitochondrial translation. The record is from RefSeq and is a predicted model, not a curated record. Lineage: Eukaryota; Metazoa; Arthropoda; Malacostraca; Decapoda; Cambaridae.